CUCGCUGUCAGACAGACGGCAGCUCACAACCGCGCUGCUGGUGCUGCUGGUGCUGCUGCUGCUGCUGUUGCUGAUACCGUGAUAGACGAGAAGUUGAUCGAGGCGGACGGUUGGGCCGACGGACGGACGGACGGGCCGAGGGAUAUAUAGAUAGACAGAGAGGGACAGAAAGAGGGAGGGAAGGACGGAAAAGAGGGACAGGGGAGACGCAGACGGCCUCGAACUGUCGACGGACGAGGGCCGGGCCUUCGAAUUGUACUCGCAGUUUUUUGAAGAGAGAGGGAGGGAGAGAAAUAGAGGAAAAAAACAAGUUUUCGAAACCCCGAUCGAUCGCUUCGUUCUAAGAAAAUUGACAGCAACGAGGCCGAUAGGAUCGGACGACGCACGUUUAAAAGGGCGAAAUAGAGGAGGACGAAAUCGAAAUCGUUUAGUUCAAGUUUAAACCGGUGCCGUCGUAGCAUAAGGACGUCCGUUUGAACCUGCCAAGGAUACGCUGGGCACUCGAAAGGACCAGGCAUGAGCACGGGGGAGCCUGCCGGCGAGGGGGGAGGGGGAGGCGGCGAAUCGACUCCCGGGGGCGACCAGAGCGCCGGCACGACGCAGACCGGGGCCCAAAUCCACCCCCCGCCUUCGCCCCUGAGCGGCUGCUACCUCCUCGUGGUUUUGCCGGAACCGCACACCGCACAACACAAGGAUUUGAUCAUUAACCGUCUUGCGAAAGGAUUCCUUUCGUGGGAUAAAGAUAGUUGUCAUGUGGACUUGGAGAAGGAAUUGCAGGCUUUGGUUACACAAGCGCCGGAAGGAGAAGAAGCCCGAAAUGGUGAGCGACUGAUUCAGUACGCGACGGAGAACCUCGUGACGGAGGUGCUGAUACACCCGCAGACGAACACACUGCUUCAGUGUAUCCGCAACCUCCUCGCUAGCUUUACCAAACAUAGACACAUCAUUCACGCCGGCUAUACGUUCAGCGGAAACGGUUCCUGGAUACUGCAGGAUGGAACCUUCAGCCUGGCUGACUUCUUGGACGCCUUCGGCGAGCAUGAGGUACAGCGGGUUCUUCGCGCGUACGAGAACAGCGUCACCGUUGACAUACAUUGCGCGGGUGUCGGCGACUGGACGACUUCACGACUGUCGAAGGAAGCCUGCACCAGGUCAUGCAGAGUUCGAGUAAAUCCAGAUGACGUUCUCACCGCCGGGGUUCCGGCAAUAUCAAGCUUCACAAAUUAUGUUGGACAGUAUCUAAUUGCCCAGACGUUGGAUCAGCUGAUGGAGCCGUCGGAUGUCGUCGGUAACAUCCGGUUCAGCCACCCAACUCUCUACGUAUUCCCCGGCGGGCAGGGUGACGCUGCCCUCUUUGGAAUAAACGGGUUCAAUAUGCUAGUCGACGGUGGCUUCGCCCGGAAGGCCUGCUUCUGGGACUUCGCCCGGCACUUGGAUCGCCUCGACGCGGUACUUCUAACCAGAGUUAACAACAGUAACAUCGGCGGUAUGUCGAGCGUCUUGCGGAAGAAACAGGAAAUGCACGUCUACCCCCAGAUUGGACAUUUCUUUUGCAAUUUGGUGGAACGACGACAGGCAAACUCUCCAGACGGCGACAAGGAUGUCGAUCCGUUGAUAUUGAACCUGACUGAUCUUGGCCAGGAAAUGAUGGUCAAUCUUCGACACAUCAACCUGCGAGCUCAUCCCUGUUACAGGGACUUAGAUCCCAUCAAUCUUUACCAUAAGGUGGGUCAUGGUACCCUCGAUAUGUAUGUUUUGAGCCCGAGCAAGGACACUCGAGAAGUCAGGGAGUUCCUUACAAAGUGGCAGAAUUCAGACUCUAAGCUGUUCGCUGGAUCCCACAAAAAGGACUCGAAUAACUUGACGUUUCCGAUACAAAAUUUGGUCUCAAUCUGUGCGCUGGUAGUCUGGCAGCCGGCUAACCCUGAGGAUACAAUAACGAGAAUAUUGUUCCCCGGUAGCACGCCGCAGAGUAAAAUAUUCGAAGGAUUGGAACGGCUAAAGCAUCUGGAGUUUAUGAAACGGCCUAUUUGCACGGCCAAGAAUUUAUCGCCCUCGGCUUCGCUCGCUGCUCUCAAAGAGAAGUCGAACAGACAGAAGACGUCGAUAAUUGAGAAAAGUAUAGACAAGGAUAAGGAUAAGGAUAAGGAUAAGGAUAUUAAGAGAAUUUCGGACUAUAGGAAGGAGAAGAAGGAAACUUCUGAACCAAAGACUGUUAAAGGGGUUGAGGAACCCACUGCGAAGCCGGCCGUCACCUCGACACCAAUCAUUCCAACAAAGCAGCCGGCUAAGGUAGACGUGAAGGCUAAAAAGGUUGUAGAAAAUAAGAAGAUAGAGAAGGAAACGAUUAAAACGGAGAGUAGAAAGAUAGAAAGGGAUCUGAAGGAGGUUAAAAAGGACGGCGCAAAGAAGGAGGUGAUUAAGGUAGAUAAGCAUGACAGUGAAACGAAAAAGACUGAUGUAGUUAAAACGGAAACUGAAAAGACUGUAAUUACUAAAGAAUCGAAACCAAAACCCGAGCCAAAAAAGAAGGAUAUUAAAGAAGCUAAAACACUUGUUAAGACUAAGGUAGAACCGGUUACCAAAACGGCAGCUAAAUCGGCAGCUGAGAAGAAACUCAAGCCAUCCAUUGAUAAGAAAGACGUCAAAUCGUCCCCAACGACUCCGAAAAAAAUUGUCAAUGGCACUGCGACCAAGACGGAAAUCACAAAGACCAGUACCAGAACUGUUUCAAAAACAACUUCCAGAACAGUGUCGGCGAUGCCGGCAAAAAGUGCGAAGGACGCGACGAACCGCAAGGUCGUCGAAUCUAAGAACAUCGCGUUGUCGUCGGCGCCGGCAACCACCGGUGCGAAGACACCGUCGGUCGUUGCUAAACCAAAAUCAACGGAGCGGAAACCGAUAAGCAGACGAACGCGAACCGGGAGUCCAAUAAAGCAGCGACUGCCUGGCAGUCCCGCUAAAUCAACGCGAAGCAUCCCGGCGUCAUCUGUCAAGUCGGAGAAAGAGGGGAUUAUCCGGCGACCGAAGAGUGACAAGGGAACGACGGAUUCUUCCGCCAUUUCGACGCCUCCGGUAGUCGAACCUGAGAGUGUUAUUAAACUGGCCGACAAGAGUCUGACCGAGAAGUCUGAUGACAUUUCCGUCGAUUCCAUAGAAAGUAAGGUACUCGCUGACCUUAAAGAAGAGCGGGAAGUUGUCGAGGAGAUCGAGGCUGUGCUCAGCAAGGCGGAGAGAAACGAAAUCGCUCGCAAGGAGGACCAGCUUGAGGGUGAUGAUGAAAUAACCGCCGAGGCUACUGACAAGAAGGAAGAUGACGUGACGGAGGAAGACGUCACUGCCGAGAUAGAGGAUGUGCCCAAGAAAAUGGACUCCCGAAAGGAAAGUCAGGAGUUCACCGAGGAGGACGAGUACUUGAUUGUUGAAAAGGAGGAAAUUUAUACAGAAGAUUCUGCCGCUCUGAGUGGCGAAGGAGAACAGAAACAUUUCCUCGAUGAAGUCGAGUCUGAGAAGGUGAACAAGUAUGGAGUAUCCAAGGGCAUGGACCUACCCGAAGAGGAAGAAGCGAAGGAGAAAGACGAGACAGAGGAGAAGGAGAAAGACGAGCAGCCGGAGAAGAAACUACUGUUUCAGGAUGAAGAGGAAAAGAAAAAACCUGCGGAUAUGUCGCCGGUGCAUAAAGUCCAGCUUGAGGGUCAGGUCAAGGACAUUAUUGCAUCCGCGACAGACAUAGUCCAGAAAACGGACGACCGUGAUGAUUCUAGGAAAAAAGACAGCGAAAACGUUACGAAGGAGCCGUCAAGCUUGAGUCCAGACAAGCUUGAUUCAUCGGAGAAGAAGACUACCGACACAGACCUGAAACCAGAAGCUGAUCAGAAAGAUCAGAUGCCUGAAAAACUUGAAGAAUCCCAGGAUCGCGUUUCCACUUUGGAAUCCGGAGGAACGACGACAGCUCCGACGUUGCCGGAAGAUGAACGGAUUCCAUUGGAUGAGAUAAAAGAAGACGUUGACGAGAAACACGUAAAGGAAGAAGUUAAAGAGAAAGAAGUUGAGCUAGUCAAGGAGAAGGUACCUGCAGUUCCACCUCCCGUGCCAAGCGUAAUGAUGAAAAGUUUUCUCAUUCGUGAAACGAUACCUGCUGUUCAGAGAGACAUUGUUAAAACACCGGAUGAAGUUGCCGAUCUUCCCGUACAUGAAGAGGUUGAUCCGAAACUUUACGACAUGGAAGAAUUCGACAAAGCUAAGGACGAAAAGGUACCCCAAACUCCGGAGGCUAAAGAGCCCCCUACACCUCCGAUAAAAGAACAAAAAGGAAUGUUCAGUUUCUUCGGCAAGGUUGCCGACAAGUUUGAAAAGGGUAUGGACAAGCUGACUGGAAAGUCCAAGAAAGAUACGGAGAAGGAGACUGAUGAGAAAUCGUCAAAGUCGAGUUCCCCGAAGGAGACGAAACCUCAAGAAAGGACUGAGGCCGUGCAAGAAAUUGACAUGGGGAAAGUUUUUGCCAAGGUUGGAAAGAUCGAGCCUCACGACACUUUCGAGAAGGCAAAACCACAGGCUCCGGCUGACAUUAAAGUUGCUGCCAUAAAAGAGACGGCGUCAUUUUUACAGCAGGAGAUAAGAGAAAGUAAAAUAGACACGGCACCUGGAAUAGAGACUGAUAUUCCAGCUGGCGUAGAGGGCGUCAAAACGUCUCUGCAUGCAGAGACAUUGCUCAGUGAUAUCCAGAAAGAUAUCGCUCCGGUAUUGGAUGCAGGAAUUGAUAGUUUGGCGAAGAAGCAACCGUCGGUGAAAGAUGAUGUCGUCGGUGAAGAUCUUGCCGAAGAUACUAAAGAGGUAGAAGCACUGUUAGAGGAAGCGUCCAAAAAAUUCGUCACGGUUAAAGAUAGCCUGAGAGACUCUCUUGAAUCUUUGGAGGAGAAAAUCGCAGAACAAAUCAUCGAUGAAGUACAGCCAAUAAGUCCAAAAGACUCGGUCAAGAGCACGCUGACGGGAGUAGUAGAAAAAUUAGAGGGAAUCAAACCACUCGUUGAUGACGUUGUCGCUGCGGACUCUAAAGAGCCGGAAAGAGUGAAAUUCGAAAUCCCAAGGGAUGAUGAGGAUGCUGACGAUGACGGAGAUGCUUCCGAAGAAUACGAGGGCCCUGUGAGAGAUCUUAAGGAAGCGGUCCGAGAUGUGGGCGAAGUGUUGGCUGGCACGGCCGGCAUUGUAAUCGACGAUAAGCCGAAAGACGUGAUUGAAAUAGUAAAGAAGGUCGCUGAGGUGCUGAAAGAGGACAACUUUUUGUCGGAGCAAGCUCUUUUCGAAACGGUUAGUCCAAAAGCUAUAAAAUCUGAAGAAAUCACUCCGACAAAGCCUGAAAAAUCUGCUGACCUUAAGCCGAUGAUCGAAGACAUAAUUAUGCCGAAAAAAGUGGGAGUUACAGAGGAACUUCCUCCUCAGGAAGAGAUCGAGGAAAUGCUGGAAGGUGGAAUUGCCAGACCUCUGCCAGAUUACGAGAGAGCCGGUGGAAUGGAAGUGGAGGAAGAGCCGUUCGUGAAAAUGGUCAAAGAUACCAAGGUCGACUUGACCUCACCGAUCAACGAUAAACAUCCUAUUGGUGAAGAUGUGCACGAUUUGUGCUCACAGCUGAUGGAUGAUACGAAAGAUAAGAAAGUAGUCACUCCGAAAGAGUCUCCAAAGGAGCAUGAAGGGAAAAUUGACGUAAUGGAGGCUGGAAUAGAAGAAGUAUGCACAAAGAAAGUGGCAAAGCGAGAUGUGUCCGAAGAGGGCAUUCAUGAAGCUGAAGACGACGAAGUUGAACAUCCCGAGAUAUUGUUUGAGCAGAAAUUAUCACCGGCACAAGCCGAACUUGUAAUGGUGACACCGGAUACAGCCCCAACAUCACCAAAAUUUACUAGUGAUAAAAUUUACGACAAAGAAUUGGAAGAUGCUGUCAGCGAUGUUUCUAAGGUUCCUGGAAUACCGAAGGAUAUUGAAGAGUUCAUCAGCAGUAAGGCUGAUGUUUACGAUAUCGUUGAUGAAGUGAUUAAAAAGGGUAAAAAAAUAACUAUAGAAAUCAUUGAAUAUAUUGUGAUUGUAAAGAGAGUCUCGAGAGAGCAUGUGAUAUACAUUAUUGAAGAGAUUAUUAUAAAUAAAGGUAUUCCUCCAGAAAGUGUGGUAGAAGAUAUUGAAAUUCUCAAAGGUCAGGACUCCGACGAUCUGAUGAUAUCCUCGGUAAAACGAGUUGAAAUCGAAGAAUAUAUUAUAACCGAAUACAUAAUGAAAGGUAAAAAGAUAACUGUACAAAUAAUAGAAGAAAUUGCAAUCAAAAAAGUUGUUCCUAAACGAGUUAUCAUUGAAAUCAUAGAAGAGAUAAUCAUUAAAAGAAAAAUAUCCAGAGAAUCAGUCUACGAAAUUGUUGAAGAGGAAUUUAUCAAACAGGUCAGGCCGAUCUACGACGAAUACGAUAGGGAGCCCUCUGAAAAAGCGCCAGUUACAGUUGAUAGUAAAAACGAACAUGUAAUCGGGGCUGAAAAGCCGGAGAUAACAGAUGAAAAAUUGAGUCCGAAACAUAUAACUCCUCCAGAAGUAAAAGAAGUAUUGCCAAAGGCAGAUCAAGCAAAAACUCUAGAAGAAGUUUCGAGUCCACCAGAAACCUCAAAAGAGAAGGAUGCACCGUUUUUCGAUGAAAAAGACUUAGAUGAAGGUAAACUGUUCGACGAUUUCGUAAAUAUUCCUUCCAAGGAUGUAGUGAUCAAUUUCCUACACGAAGAGCGAAGACUGUCACAUGAAGAACACGUUACUGGAAAGAAGGAUUCUUCCAAAGAAUUCUUACCAGCUUCGAAAACGGAAGUAACUGAUGACACAACAAAAGAUUCAGGCGAUGAUUUUGAAGCUGUAGAACAGGAAUACAAAGUUCACGAUAUCACAACGACUACUGCAACGACGUUCCAUGGAAUAUCUGAUUUCAAACAAAACGAUGAAGUGUUGGAAGCCGUUGAAGAUAAUUUAGAUGAAGUUGUUGAAGCAGCUGAAAAGUUCGUUGAAGAAACCAAAGAGAAGCCGGUGGAUUUAAAAGAGACUCCUGUUUCUGAUGAAGUCACUCAUAAAGCCCCGGAAUCUCCUGUCAAGUCCAAAACUCAAUUGAUUCCUGGUGUUAAGGAUGACAAAACUCGCCCAGACACCCCUGAUGAGAAAGUCAGUUUUGCAGAGAGCAAAUUAAAAGAUGUUAGCGAUGAAGCAGACGAUGACAGUGUGUCUAAUGUCACUUCACUAAUUGCCUCAGAAAUUUCGAUAACCACGGAAAAAUACCUUGACGAGGCCAAAGAGAAGCCAACGGUUAUCACGAGUUCUGUUCCCGAAGAGCUGAAGGACGCAAAAAAAACUCUUGAUGACGUUGAACACAUUAUCGCGGAUGUGUCGGACAAAAUUUACGACACCAAGAGUCCGUCUGAAAAAUUGGAUAAACCUGAACCUAAGACUAGUGAUAUUUUACAUGAAAUCAAGACAGACGAUCAUGCCUUAAAAACGAUUACUGAUAAACAAAUCGUUGAUCUGAAAGGCGAGGUGAAGGAACCGUUAAAAGAAGAGGAGACACACGUCAAAGACGAUAAAAUUAGAUCCCCCGAAAAUGAUAAGGGAUAUAAAAUUGAGCUUACGGACGACCUAAAAAAGGAAUUGAGUACCCCUAAGGGCAAAGAUAUCGAGAAUGCGAUAUCAGAAAUUACUCCAGACUCCAAGAAGCUGAUUGGAGAACAAAAAUCUGACGUUGACGCUAAUGAUGCAAAAGACCACAUCUCACCAGUCGGUGAAAAAAUUGAGCUCGUAGACAGGACGACCCCCGAACCUGCAGAUAUCCAAAAAACCAUCAGUCAACAUAGUGUAAAAGAUGAAAGUGAAACUCCUGUUGAUGUAACGAAAAAUACUCGGGAAGUCUCGGAGAAGACAGACGGAUUAAAGGACAAAGAGAUUGUUCCUGAGAUGGCAGGUGUUAAAAUACUUGACACAAGUGAAAUUGUAGAUCUGAAGCAACUGGGCGAGGCUUCCGAAAAACAAACACAUUCUCCAAUCGACGCUGCUGAUACAAAGUUUGUGGAUAGCAGCUGUUUUAAUAUAAUUGAGCAAGAAAUUCCGCAAGCUCCAGUGAAGCAACCAUUGGACGCGGAGCAUAGAUUAGAAGACAAAUUGAUAAAACCGAAACCCUUAGAUGACAGAGCGAGAGAUGCUGACAUUAGUGACGAAGAACCCCAGCAUAUUGCUAGGACGACGCGAUCAAUUACAGAAGAUUUCCUGGAUUCUGAGAUCUUGAAACCAAAGGAUAUUGACUCGAAACCUACAGAACUCGUGAAGAAACCUCUCGAUGUAACAUCGAGUGCACAAGAGAAUGAAAAGGUUGAACCAAUGGAUUUAGGAAAAUCAGAAUCACUUCCUGAAUCAACGCAGAAGCCCGAAAAGGUGGGAAAAAGUUCGGGAGUAGAAUCGAAAGAUGUGGAAGAUGACGAAGAUGACAAGGAAUCUAGCACUGUACGGCGAAUGGUUGUUACUGCCAGCAGCGAGGACGGUGGUGACGAAACAGAGCUUUGCCCAACGGGCAGCAUCACAUUUGUAAAAUCUGUUACUCCAGAAGAUUCUUUGAGAGAUAUUUCCACAAAGUCAACUCCGAACACAGACUCAUUGCAACUGGAAAAAGAUUCUUUGUUUUCUGGGAAAAGCUCACCAGAAAAGGAUAGCAUUUCCGAAAAGUCUGUGUCAGAAUUAAAAGAUGAUAAGGUAACUCCUGAAGAUAGUCUUGAAAAAUCCGUCGCUAAAGAAAUGAAACCAGCCGUUUCUGAAGAUACAACUGCCAAAUCACCGACUGAAGCUACGCAAAAGGUGCACGAGGAAAAAGCCUCUUUACCUUCGGAAAAAAUUUCUGAGAAGCCAACAGAAAAAAUUUUGGAGAAACCAACACAAGAAGCUCCGCUUAAGUUAACGGAUGAACUGAUGGAGAAAUUGACGGACAAAAUUCUCGAACCACCGACGGAUAAGUUGAAACAACAAGUACCCGAAAGUCCAACAAAAGACUCUCUGAUUAAGGAAGCGCAAAUACUUCCAGCGAAAUCAGAUGAAGAAUUUUCUGAACAGCUGACAGAAAAAAUUCCAGAGAAACUAAUACAAGAAGCUUCCGAAAAUUUGGCAGAUACAAUUGUGAAUAAAACAACAGAAAAUGUUGAAGAUCUACUUACAGACAAAUUGAAGGAUGAAAUUAUGGAAAAGCAAACGGAUGAGAUUCCGAAAAAGCCGGCAGAAGCAAUCCCAGAUAAAGCAACUGAAAAACUUUCCGAAAAGAUAACAGAAAAAAUUCCUAAAAAACUACCGGCGGAGGUUUGCGAGAAGCCACAGUCCGAAGUUCCAGGACAGAUUACCGAGGAGAUUCUUACAAAACCAACCGAGACCAUUCCGGUUAAGUCAACCGAAACAACUUCCGAACAAUUAACGGAUAAGCUUCCGGAGGAACUGAAGGAAAGCGUUUUGGAAAAGCCAGCAGCGAAAUUCACUGAACCGUUGGAGAAAGUCGAAGAAAAACCGAAGGAUGAAGUAACAGAAAAACCAAAAGAAGAGGUUACAGAAAAGCUGCAGGAAGUAACUCCAGAAAAAGUAACAGAAAAAUUGACUGAUCAGCCAAUCGAGAAAAUUACAGAACAGCUGAGGGAAACUGUUCUAGAGAAACCAUCAGGGAAACCCACCAAGCAAUCGGAGGGUAUGGAAAAACUGCAGGAUGCAGGACUAGAAAAAUUAACGGCGGAGGUUUCUGAAAAACCGAAGGAAGCAGUUCCAGAAAAAAUCACAGAAAAGUCACCUGAGCAGCCGAUCGAAAAGAUUCCAGAACAGCUGAAGGAAGAAGUUACCGCGAAAUCAAUUGAAAAAGUGUCUGAGCAGCCGUGCGAAAAGAUUCCAGAGAAACUUGAAGAAGAAGAAAAACCAGUAGAAAAAUUGGCGGAGCAUCCGCAAAAGAUUUCAGAAAAGUUAACGGAAGAAAUUUCAGAUAAAAUAGCCGAAAAAAUUACUCCUGAAAAGCCGACGGAGAUUCCUGGACUGAAAUCACCUGAGCCAACCCAUUCAGAAGAAAUAUCUCCAGCCAGCACAAUCUUCGAGAAAUCGCCGGGUGAGAUGUAUCCGGAAACAGUAGAAAAAGAAACAACGGAUACGUUGGCUGAGAAAGAUCGUGAAGACAAAUCUCCAACUGCGAAACCUAGUACCGUCUGUGAAAAAUUGGAAGUAAAAGAUUCUACUGUUGAGGCACCAAAGGACAAGUCACCGAUAUCUGAAAAGGCAGCUGAUGAACUCAAGUCGUUCAGCGUCGCUCCCGAUGAGUUGGAACUACAGGACACGCCCGAAGCAGAAACAGAACAGAAAGAAAAACCCUUAUCUCCCACAGUUGAUGAAAAAAUGGUGAUAUCCACCUUGCCUAGUAUUGCUCCACAGAAGCCAGAUGCCGAACACGUUACUUCCGAGAAGUUAGAGAAACAGAAAUCUCCAUCUCCAACGAGCGGAAAAUCAAUAGACGUACUUGAAUCACCUGGCGUCCCCUCGGACAAACAGAAGGAAGAAGAUAUCCUCUCUGGUGAAUUACCGAAGGAAAAAUCUCCAUCUCCAGAAACUGAUAAAUUUCGAUCACCCAGUAUUACCUUUGGGAAAUUAGAUCAAGAAGAUGCUGCUCCUGUUGAGCUACAGAAAGAUAAGGUGUCGACGCCAACUAUGGAUGAAACAGCUGAUAAGUCACGCUCACCUAGCUUGACUUCGAACAAAUUAGACGAUAAACAUGCGCCGGUAGACAAAAUCUCCGAUGAGAAAGCUUUGGAGCUUACUAGCGGAGUAAAAACUGAUGACCCUACAAUUCCCGAAAAGAUACAUGAGAAAGAUACACCGGGCGAUGAAAUGCAUAAAGACCAAACACCGUCGCCAGCAUCUGACAAAGAAUCGAAAACGCCAAGCGAUGUUUCUGUAAAACUAGACGAAAAAGAUAUUACGGUAAGUCCGGAGCAGAAGGAUAAGUCUACGUUCCUACCGACUGAUGAUAAAUCCCAAACGCCUAGCGUUUCAUCGGAAAAAACAGAGGCACAAGUUGAUGAGUAUCUAACGCCCAGCAUUACCACAGAUAUGUUGGAGAAAAAAAGAGUUCCUGAAGAAGAAGCGUCAAAAGACAAGUCUCCGUCUCCCUUGGCUGACGUCAAACCGGAUCAGUCUCACAUACCUAGUCUGAUUGCAGAGAAAUCUAUUGAAAAAGUUUCAUCUGAAGAUAGAUCUCCGUCACCGACUACAGGUGAGGUAACGGAGGAAACUGGAAAGCCCAGAAUCAAUGCUGAAAAGUUAAUUGAGAAGGAAAUUCAUGAUGAUAAAUUAGACAAGGAUAAAUCUCCUUCUCCAACCACUGACAAAGAUGCUGACAAAACCAGGAAACCUAGUAUAACUUCUGGAAAAAUAGAUGAGCAAGAUGUGCCACAUUAUAUUCAGGACAAAUCUCCCUCCUCAACUGCAGACCAUGACGCUGAAAAACUGCGUAAGCCCAGCAUCACUUCUGACAAGCUAGAUGACAAAGAAACUUCUGACGUGGAAAUGCAGAAGGAGAAAUCCCCAUCUCCUAUCACUGAUUUGAAAAAAGACGAAGCUCAAGAGCCAAAAGUCACUCUCGAACAGCCUGAUGACAAAGAUGCUCCUCAAACAGAGUUACCCGGGGAUAAAUCUCCUUCUCCAACCACUGAAAAAGUCACGAUUGAUUCGCAAAAGCCCAGUACUACUUCUGAAAAACUGGAUUACAAGGAUCAAAAGGAGAAAUCUCCAAUCCCAGCAAGUUUAACAACUCUGGAUAAACAAGAUACACCAGAUGAGAAAAUACUGAAAGAUUCCCCGUUAUCAGUCUCACACGCAGAAACAGAGGAAAAGUUCCCUAUUCUAAAUACAGAUCGGGUUAUAGAUCAAAGUCGCAAACCCAGCCUCACAGCUGAUGAUAAGCCAGAUGAUAAGGUACACCAAGAUAAAUCUCCUUCUCCCACUUCUGGCCUAGACACUUCCAAAUCUCGAAAACCCAGUAUACCCUCCAAUAGACCAGAUGAAAAAGAUAUUCUCGAUGACGAAUUGCUAAAGGAUAAAUCUCCAUCGCCAUCGAGUGAUAAAAUAAGUGAUAAGUCUCGGUCACCAAGUAUCGCUGCUGAGAAACCAGACGAAAAAGAUAUCUCAGAAAGCAUGGUACACAAGGAUAAAACCUCAUCCCCAACAAUCGGUGACGAGAUUGAGAGUCAUCCUAGAACUCCGAGCAUCAGUUCAGGUAAAUUGGACUAUGACGACACUCCGGAUGCAAAUGUAAUUAAGGACAGGUCUCCAUCUCCAUCGACUGAUAAAAUAAAUGAUAAGUCUCGGUCACCAAGCAUUGUUGCUGAUAAACCAGAUGAAAAAGAUAUCCUAGAAAGUAAAGUAUCCGAAGACAAAACUUCAUCCCCAACAAUCGGUGACAAGAUUGAGAGGCAUUCUAGAACUCCGAGCAUCAGUUUAGAUAAAUUGGAGGAUGAAGACAUUCCCGAUGCCAAAAUAAGUAAGGACAGAUCUCCAUCUCCAUCGACUGAUAAAUUAACUGACAAGUCUAGGUCACCAAGCAUCGCUGCUGAGAAACCGGACGAAAAAGAUGUCCUAGAAAGUAAAGUAUCCAAAGACAAAACUUCAUCACCAACAAUCGGUGACAAGAUUGAGAGGCAUUCUAAAACUCCGAGCAUCAGUUCAGAUAAAUUGGACGAUGAGGAUUCUCUCUAUGCAAAUACAAUUAAGGACACAUCACCAUCUUCACCGACUGAUAAAAUAAGUGAUAAGUCUCAGUCACCAAGUAUUGUUGCCGAGAAACCAGACGAAAAAGAUAUCCUAGAAAGUAAAGAAUCCAAAGACAAACCUUCAUCCCCAACAAUCGGUGACAAGAUUGAGAGGCAUUCCAGAACUCCGAGCAUCAGUUCAGGUAAAUUGGACGAUGAGGACAUUUCCGAUGCAAAAAUAAGUAAGGACAGAUCACCAUCUUCACCGACUGAUAAAAUAAGUGAUAAGUCUCGGUCACCAAGUAUUGUUGCCGAGAAACCAGACGAAAAAGAUAUCCUAGAAAGUAAAGAAUCCAAAGACAAAACUUCAUCCCCAACAAUCGGUGACAAGAUUGAGAGGCAUUCCAGAACUCCGAGCAUCAGUUCAGGUAAAUUGGACGAUGAGGACAUUUCCGAUGCAAAAAUAAGUAAGGACAGAUCUCCAUCUCCAUCGACUGAUAAAUUAAGUGACAAGUCUAGGUCACCAAGCGUCGCUGCUGAGAAACCAGAUGAAAAAGAAAUUCUAGAAAGCAAGGUACACAGGGACAGAACUCCAUCGCCGACAGUUAUUGAUGCAGUCCAUCCUCACUCUCGAACUCCUAGCAUCACUCCAGAGAAACUGGCUGACAAGAAAAUUUCUGAUGACAUGAUAAUUAAGGAUGCAUCUCCGUCUCCGUCAUCAGAUGAAAUAGGUGAAAAAUCUUGGUCACCGAGUAUCACUUCUGAGGCACCGGAUGAAAGAAUAAUUGCGGAACGAAAAGAUGAAAAGGAGAAGACUCCGUCCUCGAUAACUGGCGAUAAAACUGAUCGUCACUCUCGAACUUCUAGCAUCAGCUCUGAAAGACUAGAUGAUAAGGAUAUUGCUGAAGAUAAGAUAAUUACAGAGCGGCCAGCGUCUGCAGAAGUAGAUAAAAUAACUGAAAAACCUUCUGAAAAAUCAGAUGAUAGAGAUAUUCCUGAAAGCAAGCUGCAGAAGGACAAAACUCCGUCCCCAACGAUUAGCGAUAAAACUGACCAAGCUCCCAGUAUUAGUCCUGACAAAUUAGAUGCAAAGGAUAUUCCUAAGGAUAAAAUAUCUAAGGACGGAUCUCCGUCUCCAACAACAGAUACCGUGAGUGAAAAAUCUCGGUCACCUAGUGUAACUUCCGAAAAACCAGAUGAGAUGGAUAUACUUGACAGCAAGUCACAUAAGGCUAAAACUCCGUCCCCAACGACUGACGUCAAAACUGACCAAACUCAUAGUAUGAGUCCUGACGGACUGGAAGUCAAAGAUAUUCCUGAGGAUAAGACAAUCAAGGAAAAGUCUCCGUCUCCAACAACAGAUAAAAUGAGUGACAAGCCUCAGUCACCUAGUAUCACGUCCAAAAAAUUAGUUGAGAAGGACAAUCUUGAUAGUGAAUUGAAAAAAGACAAAUCUCCGUCCCCAACGACUGACGAUAAAACUGACCAACAUUCGCGAUCUACUAGCAUUAGUUCCGAGAAACUAGACGUCAAAGAAGAUCUGGAAGGCAAGGUGCCAAAGGACAGAUCUCCAUCUCCACGAACUGAGGAAACAAGUGAGAAAUCACGGUCACCAAAGGACAAAACUCCAUCGCCAACGAUCGUUGACACAGCCGAACGUCACUCUACAGAUUCUAGUAUCAGUUCUGAUAAACUGGAUACCAAAGACAUUCCUAAGGAUGAGCUAUCCAUGGACAAAUCUCCGUCUCCAUCAGCGGAUAAAAUGAGUGAUAAGUCUCGGUCGCCUAGCAUCACUUCCGAGAAACCAGAUGAAAGAGACGUCGAUGAAAGUAAGUUGCAAAAGGACACAACUCCGUCCCCAACAACUAGUGAUAAAAUUGAACGACACUCUCGAACUCCUAGUAUCAGCUCUGUGAAACUAGACGACAAGGACAUUCCAGACGUCAGUAAACAAAAAGAUAAGUCUCCGUCUCCCACUACCGAUAAAGCCACUGACAAGCCUCGAUCACCUGCAUUGAUUUCUGAGAUUCCUGAUGAACAAGAAAUCUCUGAAACUGAAGUGCAAAAGGACAAAUCUCCAACUCCAACAAUUGAGGACAAGACCGAUCGUCACUCCCGUACCUCUAGUAUCAGUUCUGAAAAAAUGGUAGAAAAAGAUAUUUCUGACGACAAGUCACUGAAAGAUAAAACUCCAUCUCCGACUGUUGACGAAUUGACGGUCAAUUCUCGCAUGCCCAGCAUCGUGCCCGAUGAACUAGGUGAUCAGCAUAUUUCAGGUGAUUCUCUACGGAAGGACAAAUCUCCUUCUUUAACACCGGAUAUAGAUGUUCACAAGUCACGAGCAUCCAGCAUUAGUUCUGUAAAGCUGGAUGAAAAAGUUACUUCUGAAUUUGAAUCUCAGAAAGACAAAUCUCCUUCUCCACCUUCUGGUAAAGUUGGUGAACAGUCAGAUAAGAAAAAGCUUGAUGAUGACGUACUAAAAGGAACAGCUCCUUCACCAACAGUGGACAAAAUUACGGAUGAUUCAAAGCGACCCAGUGUUACCACUGACAAAUUAGAAGCAGUCGCUACUCAUGCUGACAAACUACCAAAAGAACAAUCCCCACCCUCAUUGAUCGAUGAUAAAAAACCAAAAUCUCCAGGAUCUAGUGUCUUUAGUGAUAUUCCCGGUGAGAAAUCUAGGUCACCUAGUAUGUUCUCCGAUAAAUCGGGUGACGAGGACAUUCCUACUCACGAAAUUCACAAGGAUACAUCUCCAGUCCCAACUGAUGAUAAAGUCACCGAUGGAUCCCCAAAGCUGGAUAUUACCGAUCACAAGACAGAAGAAAAGAAUCUUCCUAAAGAACAUGUUGAAGCACACGAUAAGCCAGAAGACAAACCAGCGGUAUGUGAAACUCCUGUAAAGAAACUGGAUGUUAGUGAUGUCCCUGAAGAUAAAGAGGAUAAGGAAAAAUCACUCCUGCCGAAUACUGAUGCAUUUGACAAAACCAGGUCUCCUAGUAUAUCCACCGAAGAACCUCAAGUAAAAGAAAAAUCCCAGAGUCCCAGUCCUACCAGUGAAAAGUCUGAUGCCAAAAAACUUGAUCUGAAAAUAGAAAAAGACAAAUCUCCAUCUCCUGUGGUCGAAAAAGCUACAGAUAAAUCUAGGUCACAUAGCAUUGAAAGUGAAAAAGGUGACGUCAGGAUGUCAACCGAAGAACCAAAACCCCAUGAUAUUUCCGAUGACAAGUUUGAUGCCAACCUUGACGAAAAAUCCUCGAUAUCAUCACUCAGCCCUAGUAAAGUGAGUGACGUGCACGAAAAACUGCCAAGUGCACUCGAAGAUCAGCCCAAAACAGAACAUGCUGCUCACGAUGGUGAAACAAAAAUCACCAAAGACGACAAAGCGGAAUCUGUGUCAAAACCAUCUAGUACCGCUAGCGAUUUAUUGGAUGAAGUAGUUACUCAAACCCACGAAAAAGACGAUUUACCAAAAUCUCACAGCCCGUUGACACAGACGCACGACACAUUUAACGUUGAAGAUUUGACACCGACUCACCAGCCGGAAACACCCACUCAACUUUUGGUAAAGCCAGACGAUAAAGAGAGUAAGUCUCCGUUACCUAGCACUGAUGCAUUAACGGACAAACCUCGUUCACCAAGUAUCGUUGGUGAACAAUUAAAAUCUCCCAGCACCAAGCCACAGGCAAUAGAACCGAUAGAAACCGAUGAAAUUCCUGAAUCGCUUGCUGACGGAUCGGUUUAUGACGAACCGAAAUCUCCCAGAGAUAGAUCGCUUAGUCAUGACAGGUCUCCGAUGGACCGCUCCAGAUCUCAUAGUCUGUUUGAUUCAGGAGACAGAACACCUUUGGGACGUUCCAGAGCAGCAAGCUUAUUUGACGAUAAAUUGGAAGACAGGAUCGCGCUAUUAGAAUUUGACAGUCACGCGACACGACUUAGUAUUUCUGAAGAAACUGAUGAGGAUCGAUUACCACAAAAGGUAGAUGACUCCAAACCCGGUUCGAAAUCGCCCAGCGUUGGUAAUCUCGAAAGUCCAAGAACUUCAAUUGUCACCGAUCUCAAGAGCACUGAUUUCCCAUCUGCCAAGCGACUGGAAAUCGAACAGUAUAUACUUGAAGAGUUCAUAUUGAGAAACAGAAAGGUAACAUCAGAAAUUAUUCAAGAAAUCGUGGUGAAAAAAUCAGUUCCAAGAUACAUUGUCAUCGAGAUAAUCGAGGAAAUAAUUAUCAAGCGAAAGAUUCCCAGAGAAUCUGUGAUUGAGGUUCUCGAAACCGAAGAACUCGAGCCGGAGGAUAUGAAAGUUCAACCAAAGCAGACAGCUCUUGAAACAAAGGAAACUGAUGACGACAAAAAAGGUGGUCCAACUCCUGUUGAGGAUACAAAGCCAACAUCAGAAGACAAGAAGCCUCGUGAAGGCAUCACUGAUCAAGUCUCUGAUAUGAAAUCGGUAACGCCAACGGCACCAAGUACCGUCAGUGUCAAAACGAUUACACCUGAAUUGCACGUAAUCAAAAAGCGCAGUGUUCUCGAUGACAAGAGUCCAGAGUCUGAUGAAGUGAAGAAAAGUCCUCAUGAACCCAAAGCACCUCAGUCGGAAAAACUUACAAGCGUUAAAGAUGAUAGCCCAGAGUCAGAAGAAAUGAAAAUUAAGCGUCCUAGCAUCGUACAAGAUGAACAUUCAGGUUCUAAAUUGGAUUCGAAUAUUUCUGAAGAUCAAACCAAGCCAGAUGUGAAAGUUACUCCCGUAGUGGUACCGACGACUGAUGAAAGCAAAGAUAUUCGUCCCAAACAGUUGGAGGAAGAAGUGGUAAUGAUAACGGAUGCGAAGAGAACAGAGAUCGAGGAAUAUAUUAUGGAAGAAUACAUUAUUAAAGGCAGAAAAUUAACGCGAGAGAUUGUAGAAGAGAUUGUGAUAAAAAAAGGAGUACCCAGAUAUAUAAUUUUGGAAAUCAUUGAGGAAAUAAUCAUCAAACGAAGAAUUUCACGAGUAUCGGUAAUUGAUUUUCAUGAUGAGGAAACAUCCGAUAAGGAAGGUCUUGAGCCCACUGAUCGAUCGACGACUUCUUCAAUCAGUGAGAAGGAUGAUAUAAGGUUGAGAAAAUCGUCCGAAGACAGAUUUGAAAUAGUUACUGGCAAGUCAACUCCAGAGAUUUCAUCCGCCAAGGACCAGACGAUAGAUUUCUCUGGGAAAUCUACUCCGGAUUUGAAAUCGUCUUUGCUUUCUGAGAAAUAUUCCGACAAGUCUGGAUAUUCUUCUCCGGAUAUGAGACAAUUCGACGAAAGGUCUGGAAAAUCGACUCCAGAUUACAGAACAGAAUAUGAAAGCCAAUUUCACAAAGCAUUUAUUGGAGGGAUGACGGAAAUUAGAACUACGCACAUCACGACACUGUCCGGAAAGUCAACACCAGACUUUGGCGCAGGACGUGAAGAUACACCAGAACCAAAAUCAGAAUCGUGUGAACUGAAAUCAGACCAUUUACCUGGUGGACCUUUCGACACGGCCAUCCAUGACACCAAAAUUGUACCAUCAGAAGAAAAAUCAGCCGAGACUGUUCCAACUACGCAUGUUGACCCAGAUUCACACAAAGCAAAAGUUCCUGAGGUAUCAUCAGCAACAAAAACCACAGAUUCAGAACAUUCGAGUCCGGAGAAAACUUUCGAACAAUCAACAUUUAUUACAACAAUUUCGGAAAUAACCAAAGCAAAAUCUGAGCUGGUUACUAAAAUCAGUGAAUCUUCAGCAUCUUCCACUUCUACGGUAACAAACAAAACAGUUGUGUCUGAACACGAAUCGAAAGCACCUUCCGGUGCACCUGUUCCGGAAGAUACCAUCACAUCUCCGAGUACCAUUACCACGGUAAAGACGUCCGAAAUUGAAUCGGAUCCCGAAGCAAUCACUAAGGUUAUCAAGCGACAAAUUGAAACUCAUGAAACUCCUGAAACUGAAAUAAUAAUCAGAACGGUACGACAUGUAACUGAAGUCGAAGAAGAUGAGGCUAGUGUUACUGAAACCUCAACUACCGUAACGAAGACUGUCGAAGUUGAAUCAGAGCCAGAAAUUAUUACCAAAGUAAUAAGAGGUGAAAUCGAAUCGCAUGAGCCUUCGGAGACGCAAGUGAUUACUAGAACUAUAAAACACGUUACAGAAUCCGAAGAAAGUGCGCCGCAAAUCACUACAAAGGUCAUAAAACGCGAAAUAAUCCAACCUGCAGAUGAUUCAGUAUCACAUAGUCUUCCUGGUACUAAGCACCAGGCCCAGGGAUACGAACCGGACGCAAUGGAUACGAUUACGAGAACCAUUAGACACGUUACCGAGAUCGAGGAAGGAGAACCAGAAAUUAUCACGAAAGUGAUAAGGCGGGAAAUUGUUGAAUCUGAUGAUGCCACUGAACUAGAAUCGGAAGUAAUCACGAGGACGAUCCGGCGUGAAGUAGAGAUGCAUGAACCUUCGGAAACGGAAGUGAUUACGAGAACAGUCAAGCACGUUACCGAAGUUGAGGAACCUGACCCAGAAAUCAUCACGAAGGUAAUAAAACGAGAAAUUGUUGAACCUAGAGAUGAGAUCGAACUCGAGCCAGAAAUAAUCACAAGAAUAAUCCGGCGUGAAGUAGAGGAACAUGAACCUUCAGAAACCAAAGUGAUCACGAGAACGAUCAGACACGUGACCGAAAUCGAAGACGAUGAGCCAGAAAUUAUCACAAGAGUUAUUAGACGAGAAAUUCACAUUCCUGAUGGUGAACAACACGAUGUGGAUCACCCUGAAGGCAAAUUGGAAACAUCUGAGAUUAUAACUAAGUCGAUAAAGACAUCAGACGCGCCACCAGAAACAGUAAAAAGAAUAAUUAGUCGAGAAGGUACCCCAGAGGUUACUGAAACUAUUACAACUAGGACAACAAAGACGAUAAUUUCCGAAGCUGGUCCCCCAACAGAAACAAUAACAAAAACAACAACUACGACUGUAACUUCCGAUAUUGAGAAACCGGAACUAAUCACUCGCAUCAUAUCACGCGAAGGCACACCAGAAAUCUCAGAAACUAUUACAAGAACGACAAAAACAACUUCAUCAGAUGCUGGGCCUGAGUACAUCACCAAGAUCAUCAAUCGCGAAGGAACGCCAGAAAUUAUAAAAACUUCUGACGUCAAACGAAUCGUGACAACGGUGACAACGGUUACGGGACCUGAUGGGGAAUCUGUUACAACAAAGGAUGUAAAGGAGAGCAGUGACAAGUUGGACAGCGAAGACUUGCUGGAGAAACUGAUCGAUUCUUCUUCCGGCGAAACCAAAACCAGCGAGGAGAGAUUCGUUAGCGAGACUCCAGACGGACUCAAAACGGAGGAGAUAAUAAAGAGAACAGUCACCACAGUCACUUCCAGUUCAGGAACAUCCACUCCAGACGUGAAGACGUUCGUUGACUCUGGAAAGUCAACACCCGAUCACAAAGAAGAUAUGAAAAUUAAAACUCCGCCCAAGGAAGAUACGGCCAAGCCAAGUUCGGAAAUAUCCAGCGAUAAGUCAGGACCAGAAAUUCCAUCUUCACAUUUGAUAAAAGAUAUCAUUUCCGAGGAUAGAAGCUACUCUGGAAUGUCGUCGCCUGAUAUUUCGCUACCAAAGGAUUUAAUCUCGAUCGGAUCUACCGGAAAAUCAACUCCAGACAUUCCCGUAUCUCCGUUAAUCCGAGAUCCGACUUCGAUUCAAGGUAGAAUGUUAUCUGGAAGGUCGACACCUGAUAGAAAGUCUGAAGGAAGAUCCCGGACCGCAACUCCCGAAGGAUUCCGGUCCGGUGAAACGAUCAGAACGAUCAUAACCACGACGCGAACCAUGUCUGAAGAAGGUGACAUCAUAACCGUGACAAAGGAAGUUACAGAGAGUACUAACGAACAGGGUGAGACGGUGGUACUCGAGGAGAAGACUAACGUUAUACGAGACGAUAAACUACCCAGCAAAGAUGCAGGAGAGACUGCGAUCAGCAGCGUUAUUGGAAGCAUCAAAGCCUCGGAGCUAAAGAGGGGGUCGAGUCCUGGUUCCGACGUCAUGAGCGACCGAGAUAUCGGUCCGAUGAGUCCCAGGAGUGACAUCAGUAGCGGACAUAGUCGUGCAGCAACUCACGUCUGGGGAAGCAGCGAAGAAAGGCACACCUACUCAGACGAUGAACCACCCAGCUCGCCACUCAGUGCGACAUCCCAGUUCGGCUGCUCCCCUCAGCCACCAAGACACGAGUCGCCCAGGUACGAUUUGCCGCAUCUACCCCGUUACGAGUUGCCCUUCGACAAGGAGAAGGAGCACAAGACAGAGGGUAUCCAGAGUUCGAUGAUGAGCGGGAGCUUCUACGGUGAGCUUCCAGUUGAGCCAGGCACAACCUCGUCGACCAAGACUUCCCACACCAUGCCGAAGAACAGCGAACCGAUACCGAUCCAGGGUGAAUACUCAGUGAUGAAGAAAAGGUUUAUGGUUGAGAAGGAGUACGCCGGAGGCUACGACUACAGAGUCGAAGCGAAAAAGUACGUCGACGACGCGGACCUCGACUUUGACAAAGCGAUGAUGGAGCACAGAGAAAAGCGUGGCGAGGACCUCGUCUCGCACCACUAUUCAAACGGUGCAUCGGCCACGGUUUACACGAACGGUAAUGCUUCUGGUAAAGAUGCGACCACACCGACUACCGUUGAGACAAAGACAGUUGGUGAGAAGAAGAAGAGCGACCCAAUGGCCGCGUCAUUCAGCGCAGAAAAGGAAGGUGAGGAGGCCGGAAAAUCUGGAAAAGAUCCUCUCGAGGGUUGGGGUAAACCCCUCUACCUCCCGUCGCCCAAGCCGCCGAGGAAAUUCAACCUUCAACGACCAGUCGCCUCCACGAGCUCGGAGGAACUCAAUCCGGACAGUCUGAAGUUCGACGUGAUCAACAAUUGGGGAGAACCGCUGAGGCUUCCUUCUCCUGCCCCGGCCCCAACGAACGAGCUUCCGAAUAACGGUACUCCCGGAACGCCGAAGAAGGAGAGAAAACAGCCGAAAAAAGUGGUCUCGGAAAAUAACAAGAACAAAAAACGGUCAGAGAGCCCGAACAAAGUUGACAAGAAAUCAAAAGACACGAAGAACAAGGUUCAACCAGUCUACAUGGAUCUAACCUACGUUCCUCACCACGGCAACUCCUUCUACAGUUCACUCGAGUUCUUCAAGCGGAUUCGGGCUCGGUACUACGUCUUCAGCGGCACAGAACCCAGCCGAGAGGUCUACGACGCUUUGCUCGAAGCGAAAAAGACUUGGGAGGACAAAAAUUUGGAAGUGACCAUGAUCCCGACUUACGACACCGACACUCUCGGCUACUGGGUCGCCGACAAUGAGGAGGCGCUUGCGGCGAACCACAUCGACCUCUCGCCCUCAGCUUCUCGCUGCACAAUAAACCUCCAGGAUCAUGAGACUAGUUGCAGUGCCUACCGCCUCGAGUUCUAGGGAUUGGCAGCAUGCUCGGCCGUGAUAGUCGAGUUCUAGGCAGUCUUGUCAUUCAACGUCAACGCAAACUGAGCCUAGACUAGCGUAUGCCACGUAAGGAACUGGGGAUAAAGUUGAAAAAAAAAAAAAAGAAAAAUGAAACAGCAAAG
Molecule: messenger RNA, 22346 nt
Organism: Neodiprion fabricii
Lineage: Eukaryota; Metazoa; Arthropoda; Insecta; Hymenoptera; Diprionidae
Product: microtubule-associated protein futsch
Exons: 9
Coding region: 517-22197 (7226 amino acids)
Biological process (GO): dendrite development; microtubule cytoskeleton organization; regulation of microtubule depolymerization
Cellular component (GO): cytosol; synapse; neuronal cell body
Molecular function (GO): actin binding; microtubule binding
Source: RefSeq, a predicted model, not a curated record